Molecule: messenger RNA, 9640 nt
Organism: Dermacentor silvarum
Lineage: Eukaryota; Metazoa; Arthropoda; Arachnida; Ixodida; Ixodidae
Gene: Usp7
Product: ubiquitin carboxyl-terminal hydrolase 7-like
Exons: 29
Coding region: 767-4243 (1158 amino acids)
Biological process (GO): regulation of protein stability; protein deubiquitination
Cellular component (GO): cytosol; nucleus
Molecular function (GO): cysteine-type endopeptidase activity; protein binding; cysteine-type deubiquitinase activity
Source: RefSeq, a predicted model, not a curated record
ACUGCCGGGACCUUAGGCCUAGGUUAGGCCUAAGUUGUCACCGAUUUUGCCGGGGCAGACCCGUGUCGUGAAACGGGCCGGCGAGGUGCCGUUAUGCGAGCGUGUCGGGGUCCGGACCCGGCAAAACCUUGGGCGACCGCGCCUACGUUAGGGCUUUCGUCCGCGAUACGGCGGCGUGGCCGAAAGUGUGCGAAGUCGGACGUCGCGGUUCUUUUUUUUUUUUUUUUUUUUUUUUUUGCGGUCGGCUUUCUUUUUUUUUCUUCCCACUGGCGGCGGCCGCCGCCGCUUCGUUGGAAGGGAGUAAAAAAAGUAAAAUAGCGGUAGUAGUGUUGGGCGCAGCACCCAGCUGUGUCCGGCAUCGUCAGUGAAAAAAAGUCAACAGAACCGCUCUGAGCACAGUGCGAAUAAAGCGUGAAAUAUUCGUCGUUCGCAGACUGUUGCUCAAUAGAAGGCGAGGGACCGCCAAAGCGAAAACGGGUGUAGCGGCCGAAUGCGUGGUCUCGUGCUCGAGUUUGCAGUAGGCGGCCGCACGCGGACAAUCGGCCACGGACCCGAGCUUUGCGAAGCCGCGGUGUGAAAGAGAAAAAAGAACAAUGCGAGCAAGCACCGUGGCGCUUUCGCGGAGCCCACGCCCUGUGUUAGCCAGCCACCGGUCGGGACCGUGAAGCGAGACGAAGUCGAGGAAAAUUUUUGCGAGGAGGAGCGAGCCGUUGUUUCUCGCUGUCGCUUCGAUGAACGGACCGGUGCCUUGACAGUCAAUCGGGCGAUGACGGGAGCAGCCGAACACGACCACGUGGCAGUCCAGCAGCAACCGCCUCCCCCGCAGCCACAGCCGCAGCCGCCCCCCGUAGCAGCGGCUCCACAGCCGCCCCCGGCGCCCGUGGCUGCGCCCGACGGUCAGCAGCAGCAGCAGCAGCAGCACGCCUUCAACGCCGUGACCAACUUGGCACAGGCCGGAGCAGACGACGACCCCAUGGGUGGGGGCGGAGGUGGGGGGGGUGGGACACGACCGACGGAGCCCGCGGAGGAGCCUAUGGAGGAGGAAGAUGAGGCUCGAUCGGAGGCUACAUUUCGCUUCGUUGUCCCAGAGUUCUCUCGCCUCAAGGAGUCUCUGCUCAGCCCACCAACCUAUGUGCGCAACUUGCCGUGGAAAAUCAUGGUGAUGCCACGAACCAACACCGGCAAUGACCGGCAGCCAACGAAGAGCCUCGGCUUCUUCCUACAGUGCAACGGCGAGUCCGAGUCCUCAACGUGGUCCUGCAAUGCCACUGCCGAGCUGCGUCUAAUUAGUCAGAAGGAGGGCGUCGAAAACUUUGUCAGAAAAAUUCAGCAUCUCUUCUAUGGCAAGGAGAACGACUGGGGCUUCAGCCACUUCAUGACGUGGAAUGACGUCUUGGAUCCAGAGAAGGGGUUUAUCGUGGACGACACCAUCAUCCUCGAAGUUUGGGUGUGCGCCGAUGCUCCACAUGGUGUCAGCUGGGACUCCAAGAAACACACCGGAUACGUAGGCCUCAAAAACCAAGGCGCCACCUGCUACAUGAAUUCGUUACUACAGACGCUGUUCUUCACGAACCAGUUACGAAAGGCUGUCUACCAGAUGCCCACCGAGAGCGAUGACUCGUCCAAGAGUGUGGCACUGGCGUUGCAGCGGGUGUUCUACGAGCUACAGUUCUCCGACCGACCUGUUGGCACCAAGAAGCUCACCAAGUCCUUUGGGUGGGAAACCUUGGACUCGUUUAUGCAGCACGAUGUUCAAGAACUCUGCCGAGUGCUGCUGGAUAACAUGGAGAGCAAAAUGAAAGGCACCUGCGUGGAAGGCACGAUCCCACGGCUCUUCGAGGGCAAGAUGAUCUCGUUCAUCAAGUGCAAGCACGUGGACUAUGCGUCGCGACGCAUGGAGCCCUUCUACGACAUCCAGCUCAACGUCAAGGGCAAGAAGAACAUCCACGAAAGCUUCCAGGACUACUGUGCCACCGAGUCGCUCGACGGCGACAACAAGUACGACGCCGGCGAGUACGGGCUUCAGGAGGCCGAGAAGGGCAUCAUCUUCGCCUGCCUGCCGCCCGUGGUGCACCUGCACCUACUGCGCUUCCAGUACGACCACGUGACGGACAACAACAUCAAGAUCAACGACCGGUUCGAGUUCCCCGAGCGGCUCAACCUGAGCGAGUUCCUCACCGAGGGGGGCGCCAACUCGAGCGGUCCGGCCACGUACACGCUACACGCCGUGCUGGUCCACAGCGGGGACAACCAUGGGGGCCACUACGUGGUGUUCAUCAACCCGCGCGGCGACGGCCGCUGGUGCAAGUUCGACGACGACGUGGUGUCGCGCUGCACCAAGCAGGAGGCCAUCGAUCACAACUUUGGCGGCACCGACGAGGACGUGGCCGUGAGCCGGCACUGCACCAAUGCCUACAUGUUGGUGUACAUCCGGGACAGUGCCAUCAAUGAGGUGCUACAACCAGUCACUGAAAACGACAUCCCCGAACAGUUGGUCGAAAGGCUUCAGGAGGAGAAGCGCCAGGAGGCCCUGAGGAGAAAGGAACGGAACGAGGCACACCUCUACAUGGGCGUCCAAGUGCUCACCGAGGACAACUUCUCCGGCCACCAGGGCAACGACCUCUACGACCCCGAGAAGGCCCACUACCGGAACUUCAAGGUAAAAAAGCUGGCGACGCUGCGAGAGUUGCUGGAGUUGGUAGCGGAACAGAUGGGCUACCCGUUGCAAGGCAUUCGGCCGUGGGCCAUCACGUACCGCUCCAACCAGACCUCUCGCCCGGCUGCCAUCGACCUUGAUGCAGACCUCAACAAGACGGUUAUUGAUCUAUCGGAAAAUUUGAACCCAUGGACGAUCUUCAUGGAAACGAUAGCCCCCGAUCAGAACAUGGACCGGCUGCCGGACUUUGACAAGGAGACAGACGUACUGCUCUUUUUCAAAAUGUACGAUCCGCGGCUGAAACAGAUUGCGUACUGCGGCCACAUCUACAUGCCCAUCGUCGCCAAGGCCAAGGAGCUGGUGCCAUUGCUAAACAAGCGAGCAGGCUUCCCAGCUGACACGGAAUUGGUGCUGUAUGAGGAGGUGAAGCCGAACAUAGUGGACCGAAUCGAGGACCUGGAGCUUCCACUGGAAAAGGUUCUGGAGGAACUGAUGGAUGGUGACAUCAUUGUCUUCCAGAAGCUUGACCUCAACGUGGACGAGUACGAGCUGCCCACAGUCAAAGACUACUUCAGGGACCUCUUCUAUAGGGUUGAAGUGACGUUCUGUGAUAAAAUGAUCCCUAAUGACCCGGGAUUCACAAUGGAGCUCUCACUCAAGAUGAACUACGACCAGAUUGCGCGGGCCGUGGCUCAGCGGUUAGGCACAGACCCUUAUUUAUUACAAUUUUUCAAAGUUCAGAGUUACCGCGAAGGUCCCGGUAACCCGUUGAGGUGUACAUACGAAGGAACGCUCAAGGACCUGUUAGUGUUCUUCAAGCCAAGGCAACCCAAGAAAAUCUAUUACCAACAGUUGAGCAUACGAAUAAACGAACUGGAGAGCAAAAAGCAGUUCAAGUGCAUUUGGGUCAACAACAAGUUCAAGGAAGAGAAGGAGUUGGUCCUAUACCCGAACAAGAACGGCUGUGUGAGCGAUCUCCUUGAAGAGGCACGCAAGCAAGUGGAACUCUCCGAGGAUGGUUCAGGGAAGCUCAGGCUGAUGGAGGUGAUCAGCUACAAGAUCUUCUCGAUCCAGAGGGAGGACGUGCCGCUGGACAACCUGAACCAGGCAAACUCCAAAACGUACCGCAUCGAGGAGAUCCCCCGGGAGGACCUCAUUGUGGCCGACAACGAGAUCCUCAUCCCGUGCGCCCACUUCCAGAAGGUUCAGCGGAGUCGCGACUAUCAAACCGAUUCGCCCGACGACAUUAUUACUUGUAAACAAGAGAUCUUCUCGACGUUUGGCGUUCCCUUCAUGCUGAAGAUUAAGCAUGGAGAACCCUUCGCAAAAGUCAAGGACAGGAUCCAGAAGAAGCUGGAUGUUCCUGAGAAAGAGUUCGAAAAGUACAAGUUCGCCAUCGUAGUGAUGGGCCGGGCACAGUUCAUCGAAGACAACGAGUACGUAGUCAACCUGUCAGACUUCAUGGCCCAGGCGCCCCAAGCAACAGCAAUGCACCCGCGGCCGUGGCUGGGCAUUGAGCACGUCAACAAGGCACCGAAGCGGUCUCGCUACAACUACCUCGAGAAGGCCAUCAAGAUCCACAACUGACCGGCACGGGCCUCCAUCUCAACCAGGAGUUGCAGCGGAGACGCCAGGUGCGCUUGAGGAUGACACUUGCACGCCGCCACCACCACCAUCACGGCCAGGCUGUUGUUGUCCCCCGGCUUCUGGCAAAAUGACGAAACGACGACGACGACGGCAGCAGCGGUGGUGGCAUCGGCAGAAGCAGCGAGCGGUGGCGACGGCGCACGCCACCGCCGCCGCCACUGAAAAAAAAAGACACGCUUUCCGGCGGUGGGGGCGGCGGCCCUGCCGUCGUCCUCCUCUUCCCUUGCCGUCUUUCGCAUCCUCUCUCCCCCUCCGGCACGACGGCUUCUCCUUUCCCAAAACCGUGGUGUGACAGAAAGACAGUGCUACAUCUCGGCGUGCGUGUGUGUGUGCUAGCAAGUACUGUGCAGUGAGAGCUGGGGGGACGUUUUGUGACUGCAUUGCCGAGUUUCUUUUUUUUUUUUUUUUUGUCCUUGUUUCACACGCUGCUCACGGCCAUGCUUUGCAUAUUUCCUCCGCUUUCCCCCUCCCCUUCCCUUACUCUGUGCCCUCUGUCUUCAAUGUGUUGCUUUUCUUUCCCCCCUUUCCUUGUCCUGCCUCAAAUAAUCCUGACACACGUCUUCUGGAAGCUCUGUCUCUGCUGUCAUGUGUCUGAUUUCCGGUUUUGUUUUUCGCCAGACCUGUAAAAAAUCCAUGCUACAUUUACUCAUCUUUCUUAAACAGCAGCUUACCUUUACUUGCAAGCCGAUCACACCCCGCCUUGUUUGAGAACCUUUUUUUAUUUACGGAUGGUUUGAGAAACGCAUAGAUUGGGCAGCCCUAGCUCCGGUCACUCCCUUUUAUUUCGCAGGUACUCCCAAGAAUUGCCGUGUUCUGCCCGGCUGAAUGAAUUUUUUGUGGCGUUUCAUUCCCAGGUUGUCAGGUCACCUUAACCCCCCACCUUUUGGUAUCUGCUUUCUCGGAUAACUGUAUCUUUCAGUGCCUGUUUUUCGGUGCCUCUGCUUGAGGAAAAUUUGUCUCUUGGCUUUUAGGCCUAGAUAAUGCUAGUCUGUUUUUUUUUUUAUUGCAGCCUUUCCAAAGUCUGAAAACCGUUAGCUUUAUAAAGGUAACCGCCAUGUGAACUGUACACUGGCUGAUGAAGAAAUUCCUUCCCUGUUCUUUAUCUAUCUUUACCUGUCCAUUAUUUUUCUUCAGUGCAUUGUUAACUAUCUUGCUAGUGUGCUUGUUUUUCUUCUUUUUUUCCCUCAUAUGCACUCUAUCUACUAGGGAAUGCCUGGAAGUAGUGUUGCUAUGUUCUGCUUCAGAGUUCUAGCCUGCCAUUAAACAUGCUAGCUGACAGUAUACUGGUGCACCAGGGAAAUCUAUGGCGGUAGCUAGACUGUUAGCGCCCUCUUGUGAUCAACUAUUCAACUACAAUGCCUUGAAACAUUGUGUUGCGUAAUUGUUCCAGAAAGGGAAAGGGAAGAGCACCAAUGAAAUCACUUCAACGAUUGUUGCGGCAAUGCCCUUGCACCAGUAGAUUGGAGACGGUCAUAGCAAUUGCACUUCUGUGUGCUCUAGUUGAUCUCUGCACCACAAGACUGCGCCAGCAGUGAUGCUGCACGUCUGCCUCUGCCCGGUGUUCUGGUACUGCCUGAAGUGCAGUGUGUUUACUGACAGCCUGAAACUCUGAAAUGUUUUCUUAUCUUUGUGAUGAUUUCUGUAAGCUUAAUUGUGUGAAGCAAUUUUUUUAAAGAUUUGCGCACCUUGUUACAUCCAUUUUAUUGUUGCAGAAAGUUCAUUGUCCUGUUGAAUUCUACAACCUAUUUGUGCAAAGUAAUGCGGAAGCUUGUGCACCCUUGUUACGUACCCGCUUAGACAUUUUACACCCUUUAAGGUGUAAUUUACUCUAAUUCUGAUUACUUUUGUGUGCAGUUUUAGCACUUGGCGCCUUUUGCUGUGGUACUAUGCGACUUGUGUGCCGUUCUCAUCGGGAGAAUACCAGGGUUCAGCGUUCGAGGAAAGAGAUGUACUAAAAGAUGUCCGUCAAUGUGGUAAUUACACUGUAUAGACGGUGUAGUUCAACUUCAGCAACUAGUGUGAAAUGGUGUGAAAUGCCACUCUGAAACAGUUUACACUUUGGGGUGUAUUUUAGUCCCACAACAAGGAUCACCUGUUUUGCCUUCUUUUCUUUCCUCGAAAACUCUGCGCUUGCUGCUUUCCUGCUAAGAAUGGUUUUCACGCUGAUAAUGCGCAUCCUUUUUGGUGACCUGGAAGUACCGGGUGCGCAGUAAAGAACAUCUAUCCAAGUUAGAUGAUUAUUGUUAUGGGACAGAUAUGCCCUAAAGGGUAAAUUGAUUUUAGAAUACUCUCGUGCCAUUCCCAACUGCAGUGUAACGAGGCUCGAUGUCGAAAAAGGGAAAUGCGCUUCAAGAUGAUGUCCACCAUUCUGCGGACACACCACAGAGGGUGAAGUUUAACUCCAGUUACUAUUUUCGCUCAGUGGGGUGUAGUCACAUCGAGGAGGGCGUGAAAUGCUUAAGUUUGCAUCUUUCAUUGCGAGCAUUUUUGGCGACGAGUGGGUCAGCUCGGCACAAGCAAUUGAUUCUUUGAACGGAGCUGAGAAAGGCGGGUGAUGUACUUAGAAGCAUUGCGGGUGUGUUCUGCGAGAGUACAGGACAAGCACUGAUAAAGAACUUGGUCGCUGCGCAGUCUAUCUUGUUCUUUUCUUUUUCCGUAUUUAGUCAGCGUUUUUUGGCAACCUGUCUCCCAGUGCUUUGAUUGUGUGGAUUCGUUUGAGCGCUAUUUAUUCCCCACCGCAGCGAGAUGUGGAGCUUGCAAUGCUGCACUACUUCUGCCACAUUGGAAGUGAACACUGCCUCACGUACACCCUAAAAACAGUUUACACCCUUUGGGGUGUAUCUUUGUCCCACAACAAUAAUCAUCCAGCGUUCGCUUCCCAAAAGCCACCUCGAGUGCCCUGUGCUUCCAGGCCAUGUACGGCAUGCGCAUUAUCAACGUGACUUAGUAUUCUUCGCAGGAAAGUAGUGAGCGCAGUGUUUUCAAGAAAAGAAGCGGAAGCAAGACGGAUGGCAAUUGUGGGACAAAGGUGCACCCAAAAGGGUGUAAACAUCUUAGUGUACACUGUUGAAUGUUUUUUUACCCUGUUCGGGGUAUAUAUCAUUGAUACUUUACCACUUUGCACCCGCUGCUUUCUUGUCGGGAACACAGUGUGUGAGGGUGCAAGUUGCAUUUCUGACAGGAAUGUGCCAGGUUCACAGUGUUAACAAGAUGAAGUAAAUGCAUCUCGGAUGUUUAUUGUUGCUUUAGUGAUGUGGCGAAAGUGAAGAGGCAAACCAAAAUGGAGGCCUCCUUUUCAUGGUUCUUGAGAUUUUUCUAAAAACAAAACACAAGCAGAAAAACAUGAUCAUGUGUUUGCGUGUGUUCUAAUUAUUCUCUCCGCCGGAAACUUACUGUUACUUUUUUUUCUUUGUUAUGCUUUUGCAGUAGGAAAAUGAGCUGGCAGUGGUUUUGUACAUCUUAGGUUUUUCUACAAGAAGAGUGACGUUUGAGGCCUUUGUGUUGGUUUCAGCACAUUGGUAAAGGAGUGUCGUGAACGUACGAGCCCUCUCUCUGCAGGCGGGUGCAGGCAAAAAUAAAACAAACCUGCCUUUUUUUUUUUUUUGGUUGCACUUUAUGCCAUCAGUUUUGAAACUGGAUGGUACGGUUGCGCUUUAGCAUCAGUCCCUCCGUUGUCAUAAAGUUGGGUAAUUUGUAACUUGUAGAGAUGUGUAAAGAGGACAGGUGUUUUAACUGCCCUGCGGUACGCAGCCACAGUUCUUUUUGGACCUACUCCGCAAUAAGCUGUUUUUUGUACGUACUUCACAUUUGAGAGAUCCUUUUUGUUGGCGGGAGUAAACCGUGCGGCUUACAUUGAUCAACGCUAGCCCUUGUGCGUGUCACUUGUGCAACUGUUCUUUUUGCGGUUUUAGUGUAGGCAUGUGCAGUACACAGCAGUGAACUAUUUUUGUGCAUAGGGUCCCCCCCCCCUCUGAGUCGGUGAAAAAAUGCUAAUACUUGUUCGUAGGAGCGUGUCAGCUGGCACAAUAAGAAUUUACGAGGGGAUUUAACUCGGUGAUGUUGCCAUCUCUUUCCCAUUUGGUUCAUUGAUUUCUUGGGCACAGUCUCGCAAACCCGCACCUUGCGGUGACUGAAGUGGCAUGUUUUGUACGAGUGGGUCACUUAAAAACGGUGUGCGGAACACUGCAUGAGUAAGGGAAAGAGAAACUUUAAUGAAUAAAACAAAAUUUCAGGUUCCAUGGUUGGGGCUCCUAUAGUCCAGGGCUCCACGUUGUGUAAAUGGCUCUAUGAACGGCUAGAUCGUUGGCACUCGGAUUCUGCGCGGAGGUGGCGCUUUGUAGUUAAGUACCAUGUGGGGGGCAGUGUUUGCCCAUCCUGCUCAGAAAACAAUUGUGUGUCAUCUGCAGCCGAUUGGAAAAGGCAAUUUUCACAGUGAAAGGAACUGCUGCACUCUUUCCCAGAAGGGUGACAAUGCCUGCUGGGGGGCAGGUGGCACCACUGUCUCUUUUACUAAUAUCUACACCUUCUUGUCUGGCAUAGCCACAAAACACUGGUUAUUCUGACAGGGAAGCGCCAAAUUCAUGAUGCACCUCGAAAUGUUUCCUGCGCUUAGAAAUUGAGGAUGAAUGAGUCUGCUGUUGAACUAGAAGAGUCAAUUGUACCUUGAUCCCGUAUCGAUGCAACAUCUGGUACACAUCUACCUGUUGCUGCGACGCAUUCUGGCUCCAUGUAGCAGGUGGUCAGCAGCAUAAAUUUGCCUUUUUAUCCCGUUUUUAUGUUGAGGUUAUUUUUUUUUUCCGUCCUUUUGUUGUUUGCAACGAGGGUUAGUCUGUCGGAAGAGGACUGGUGGUGGGAGGGGAAUAGCCAACUGCAAGGCCAUAGCGUCUUUUUUUUUUUUUUUUUGUCGAGUCAAGCCGCCAGUGUCAUUCUGCGUUGCCACUUAGUUUACUUCUUUUUUUUUUGUUCUUCCUACUUUUGUCGCUGUCGUCUUGCGAGGGAAGAUGCGAUACUAGAGUCGGAUGCAAGGGAGGGGGAGGGCUGAGAAUUCUCAGCUGUUCUCUAGAGUCUUUUUUUUUUAUUAUAUGCAUGUACAGAUAAAAAACAAGCAAGCGCGAUAACGACGUGCUUGCGCGCCAAUGUGAGAAGAGUGUGUGCGAAACGACAUGUCUGUGUGUGUGCGUGUGAGUAGCAAUUUUUUCGGCUUGUCGCGUGCGCCCGUUUGUGAAGUGGCGCCCCCCAGUGGACGUUGAGGAACCUUAACGGGCAGUAAUAUUUAGUGAAUGUUGUGGAACUUUUUUUUUUUUUUUUGAAAAUAAAACUUGGAAGGACAAAACGAAA